AUGAAGUACAUUUUCAUCGCCUCUCUGCUCUCUUGCGCAGUUCAUGCUGCCCCCUUCGCUCAGCAGGGACAGCAGACUCAGCCUCAGCAAGCUCAGCAGGUUGGUCAACAGCAAGGGCAGCAACAGCAAGGAGCCACGCAGCAGCAGGGCACCCAAAAUGCUCAGGGCGGUCAAAACGGUCAAAACGGUCAAAACGGCCGCCAGAACGGCCAGAACGGUCAAGCGAAUGCGCCAGCCAACGGCCCUCAGACUGGAACUGGCGCCGGCGUCGCCAACGGACAGACCCCCACCGCUGCUGAUCUGGCCACGGCCGUCGCGAACUGGAUGGCAGAUACCUCCAUGGUCUCGAACUUCUUGAACACGGGUAAAAGCAUCCAGAACAACGUUGCAUUCAAGCAAGCUGCCACAGUGGCUUUCAACGCCGAGGUGGAUGAGCUGAACCACAAGGCCAUCAUCGAUGCCGCCAAUGGCAACCAGCCCAACGUCAUUGGUGCCAACAGCACCCUUGCUACUGGUGGUUCAUUCCAGGAUGUCGUGAACAAGCUCCAGAUCAUGUCCCAGCAGGGAAUGGCCGCUGUUGCUAACAUUGAUCUGAUCAACCAGAACCGCUGCGUCAAUGGUACGUUCCCUUUAAUUGCAAAACUUGUACAGAAAACUAACAAGGUGCCAGUUCUUCCCAACAUUGAUGCUUACAUGGCUUCCACGGGGUCGUCUUCUCGGGCUGUUCGCCCGAACGUCUGUGACCAGACUGGUGUGGCAGGAGGGUGCGCCCGCGGGCAGCCCAGCGGCUGCGUUCGCUGCCGCCCAGGCUCUUGCUUCUGGAUCUGGGCAACGGAACUCGUACAGAAUGGUGCUACUGGCAACGGUCAACAGGCCACACCUCAGCAGGGUCAACAACAGGGUCAACAACAGGGCGGCCAGGCUCAGCAGCAGACCACUCCCCAGACUCAAACCCCCGCUCAAGGACAGCAGGGCCAGCAACAGCAAGGACAGCAGCAGCAGGGACAGCAACAGACGGGCCAGACUCAGCAGCAGACUCCUCCCGCCCAGGCUCAGACUCCCACCCAGGGACAGCAACAGCAAGGACAACAGCAGCAGGGACAGCAACAGACGGGCCAGACUCAGCAGCAGACUCCUCCCGCCCAGGCUCAGACUCCCACCCAGGGACAGCAACAGCAAGGACAACAGCAGCAGGGACAGCAACAGACGGGCCAGACUCAGCAGCAGACUCCUCCCGCCCAGGCUCAGACUCCUACCCAGGGACAGCAAGGCCAGGCACAGACUCCUAGCCAAGGACAAGCCGCUCAGGGACAGACUUCUACUACUCAGCAACAAGGCCAACAGGGACAAGCUGGUUCUGCCACCCAGGGACAGGGGCAGGGCCAGGCUGCUCAGGGUCAGGCUGCUCAGGGUCAGACUUCUCAGGGUCAGACUUCUCAGACCAAGGGACAGGGUCAGACUUCUCAGACCAAGGGACAGGGCCAGACUUCUCAGACCAAGGGACAGGGCCAGACUGUGCCAGGGUCAGAAGGCUGGAGGUGCUGCGAACCAGUAAGCCUCUGA
Messenger RNA from Parastagonospora nodorum SN15, 1563 nucleotides. RefSeq lists its product as hypothetical. The transcript has 2 exons. Lineage: Eukaryota; Fungi; Ascomycota; Dothideomycetes; Pleosporales; Phaeosphaeriaceae. The record is from RefSeq and is a predicted model, not a curated record. The coding region runs from base 1 to 1563 and encodes 520 amino acids.